This is a messenger RNA of Toxoplasma gondii ME49, 9099 nucleotides long. RefSeq lists its product as hypothetical. Lineage: Eukaryota; Apicomplexa; Conoidasida; Eucoccidiorida; Sarcocystidae. The record is from RefSeq and is a predicted model, not a curated record. The transcript has 10 exons. The coding region runs from base 1 to 9099 and encodes 3032 amino acids.
AUGUUGUCUGUUCGCUUUGAACUCGCGACCGCGUUGCGCGGAAGCGACGCCGCCUCUCCUGAGGCAGGUGACUGUAUCGCCUCGCUUUCUCCGCCAAGUUUGCAAACCACACGGAACGGGCCGGAAGGACGAGAUAAGCGUUCUCGAAAAAGCGACGCAUGCGGGGCUCCAGAGACAGGCGCUGCUGAUAGUCAGAGAGAAGAUUCUACUGGGAAGCGACCGCGGCUGCGCGAGGAGUCGACCCUGCAGAGACCCUCAGAAAGCGGUCCUGGGGAAGCGCGCAAGUCGCUUCUGCGUCAGCAUCUUGCGUGCAAUUCCUCGUCCGUUGAGGCACCCGCCGGCACUCCUGCCGCUUGUGAGGAAGAGGGCGCAAAGGCUGCGCGGGGAAAGGGAGGCUGCGGGUUCUCAGGUCGCCAGGCAGGCCCAGAGAAAGCGAACGAAGACACGAUACAUCUUCCUCUGAGGAGAGCCGGGGCUUCAAAUGCGCUUCGACACCUUCUCGCAUCGUCUUGGGCGUCCCUGACUCGUCGAGCUCCGCGAUGGUGUGCCUCUCGGCGACGCGAGAACUCUGAAAGAAGUUGGCGGCCUCUCUCUCCCCUGGACGCCUCUCAGAUUCGCUCCGCGUCCUCGGCGCCGUCCUUCGCUUGCAGAUCCAUGACUCGCGCGCAUGCCUCUCCACCCCGGCCAAGGGACCUCCACUUGCAGGGCUUGACUGCCGACGGGAGAUGCGCGUACAUUGUGACGAACAGUUCCGUCUCGCACUGCGAAGUUUCAACACAGGGAGACCAAGCAGAGCGACAAGCGCAGCGAUCGAGUGUACGCAACGGUGUUCGCAUCCGUUUGCUCGACCUUCACAGAGCUCCGCGCAGCGAACGAGGAAGCUCCGUUCGGGAGAUCAACGCGUCUCUGUUCCUCGACUCUGACGGAAGCGAGAAAGGCCUGGAAGGACCUCCAGGCGAAGGCCGGCGAGGGCAGGAUCUUCCGGCCUGCGCGCCGCGAGACGCACAGCCUGUGGUGCUCAGUGCUGUCCCUGUUGAGGGGCUGCCUGCGGGAGCGCCUCAGCUUCUUGCCCUUCUGUCGGUUCGCGGCGACAGGCCUGCCGCGACUCUUCACUUGGUGGUCCUGCCCACCUGCGUCGUCGUCCUCUCUUUCCCUCUCCCGGUCUCGUCUUCGUCGUCUGCAUGCGCUCCUUGUUCCAGAGGCCGACGGUGUUGGGAGGAGACGUACGUGGACUACCUAGCUAAACUCAACGGCGGCGACAUAAAAGAGCAGCACCAACUCGUAGGCGCGGCGGCUGUCUUCGACGAAGAAACCCAGGAGACUCUGUUGACGAUCGCGACGCGGCAGGCCGGCGUCUUCGUCUUCUCAAAUUGCGCGCCUUCUUCAGCGAGCGCCUCUCUGUCUUUGCGUUUCUCGCCCGUGCUGUGCUUGCUGCCUCCGCCGGACGCCUGCUCAGCUUUCGCUUUCGAAAAGAAGGAAAGCACAGAGUGGCUUUCGAGAGCCGCGAACCGUCUCGCGCGACCGGACCCGCCGUUUCUUCUUCUAGAGAGCCUUCAUCGAGGUGGCGCGACUUCCCAAGAGUCCGGACGCUUUCUUUGGACAGAAACAGGUGCAGCUCCUGUGGCUCUGACCACCGAACAUGGAAGUCUUGUUGAUGCAUGCUCGUCUUCUCGCCUGUCCCCUGCACGCGGUUCUCCUGCGAACUUCGCUUCGGAGACUUCUCGCUGGACGCCUGUCUCCUGCUUGCUUCGCUAUUUGCCGGUGCCGAGCCGCUGCGUGCAUGUGACGUCUGUCGCUGCAUGCGCCGGAAACACAGCCGAACUCGCGUCGCUUUCCUUCGAAAAGACACUCGAGACGACGCGCGAGGCUUCCGCGAAAAAGGCGAGCACGCGCCUUCUUGGGUCGUUUUUUCUCUCGACUUCGUUCGCGUGUCGAAAGGCAUUUUGCACCACCUCGCAACCUCUUGUGGUGUACAUACAGCCGAAGGCCUGGGGCGCAGCUUCUGCGCCGCCUCCGGGGCUGGCAGAUUCAGACCCGUGGCGGCGAACUGCAGUCGAAAAACCGAGACAGUUCGUCGUCGUUUCUCUUGCGGCUCCAGCCUCCAGGACGGUCGACUCCUCGAGUUGUGCAGAUCUUUUUCCUGAGCCUUGCGAGUCGAGUCUCUCCCCCGGACCCCCGCCUACCAUCCCGGCAUGCGCCACGGACCUUCACAGGGCCCUCGGCACACUCGCGGGCGCGGCGGGACGCGGCCUGGCUGUGCGGCACCUCCUCGCCGCGAUUCCUUACGCUCCCUUUGCCGGUUCUUUUCCGCGGUGGACUCCGAGUUCGCCUCUUCAAGGUCUCUGUUCGCCGGACCCAAGUCCCGUUCCGUGCUCUUCUCUCUCUCCUCUGGCGCAUGCGCCUUCUUCAGGGGACGCCCGCGCGCUGGCAGCACUCGCGGAGCGCCAGGCGACCGAGGCGCUGUCUCCGAGGUGUCGUCUCGAGCACGGCCUGUGGUUAGUUGGCCGCUGCGCGGACGGCCGGCUAGCUGUAAUGCAUGCGUUUGUCACGCGCAGCGUAUCUCGCGGUGCGGAUCGGAACGAAGGCGAAACUUCCCAGUCAGAGGUGCCUGCGGAUGCUGAACGGCUGCGCGGGACCUGCCCGCACCGUCGCACCAUUGCCGCGGCUGGGGUGUACGCACUCCCUGAGGUGCAGCUAGCCAGCGACGAGUGGAGGUCGUUCGCCUGCGACGCCUGCAACGAAGAGCUCGUUUUCACCACCGGGCUGCAGGCCCCGGCGUGGCAGCGCGUCGGCGAGCCAGGAGCCGCGCUAGUCGCCGCUCACGUCUGCCCUGAAACGCAUGCACUCGCGCUCGUCUGGCUGGCGCGGCCCGAGUGUACACGCACCCUGGUGUAUGUGCAGCAGAGGAUUUUUGGUGAGGCGCUCGAAGGCACGCGCAGAGUGGCGCGGAAAAGUCUGCAGCCUGCUUUCCAGAUGACGCUGUUCCCAGUCCCGAUCGCGUCCUGUCAACCGGAGGGUCGCGGCCCGGCAGGAGCUGUCGCGGAGCUUCGAGAGCAGGAGAGCGGAGACUCGGAGACAAGAGUCGAAGCCGACGCAGAUCGACGAUUCAAGUGGAGUCAAAGAGCGCAAGGAACCGACGGCCCCCCAGACAUUGUCGCGGGCGUCGCUCUGGAGGCUCUGCUGCCUCGCGAGUCGCCACUCAGCUUCGCGGAGGCCCCAAGAGAGGAAGGCCCGCGUGCGAAGAAAACGCAUGCAGGAAGGAAAGGAGGACAAGGGGAAGAGCGCGAGGACGAAAGUAGGGCCGAUGAACGAGACAAGGAAGGGGAAGAUGAGGUGUAUCGCUGCAGGGACUUAUUUCUCGCGAGACGCGAGGCAGGCGAAUCAAAGGAGAUAGAAGCAAUUCUCUGGAGUCUCCUUCAGCCUCUGACUCCAGGGGAACUUCGCAUGAAGAGCCAAGUGGGAGCACAGGCGCUUCGCGCUAUCGCACAGAGUGCCGCGUCUGUCUUCUCGGCGCCUGCGUCGCUCCGGGUUCUCAGCUGUACGUACACCCCACCGAGUGAGACGAAUGUGCCGUUUUCGGCGGCGCAGGCCGGGGAGCAAAGCGACAGCCAGAAAGACGCAUUUCAGUUUCUUUUCAACGAAAAAGGCCAGCGGUCGCGCCCAGCAGGAGCGAAGGGAGUUUCUCGAGUGUCGCAAACAGACGAUUCGCUGCCCUCUUCUCCUCCGUCUCGGGCUUUCGCUGUCCCCGACAAUCCAGGAUGGAUCAAGUCCUUCUCGUUAACGUUCGCACUCCUCGGCGUCUGUAGAGACCAUCACCGAUCACCCGCACUCGCGCCGUCUGAUUUGACUGGGCAUCUUUCUCCGCCAUCCUCGCCUUCCUCUCCAGUCUCGUCUUCGGUCUCUUCCUCCUUCCACUGCUCGAGUGGCGUACAUACACCGCGGUCGUCUACCGACCGCGAGAGCGGCGACUCAGACAGAGUAGCCACCUCGGAAGAAGUCCCCGACGAGCCGGUCCCGGCCGGGCGAGACGCGCUGUCGAUACGUCUGGAUAAGCAUGCGAGUCCGCGAAAGAGCGAAGACGUCUGCAUGCGCGGCGUCGUGAUCGACGCGACGGACGCAGACCCCGCGUCCGGAGGAAGUGGAAGGCCGUUCUGCGCAUGUCCCAGCCUCGUCAGCGUCUCUUCAGAUUCGUGGCAAGGAGACUCCGAGAGCGAAGAAGAGCGCGAACGACAGGACUGUUCCAGAGGCGGCGACUCACUGACAUGUACAUACACCGACGAUGGCGAGUUGGACAGACACCGGAGAGUUUCUCUGGAGGAGCAGGCCUUCCAAAAAGCAGGGAAAGGCCUCCUUGUUGGCAUCGUUCUUCAUGCGGAGGCGGAGGUAGUGGCGAUCCAGAAAUGCCUUGAGCGACGCGCGCUCGACAUCUUCACGACGCCCGCCGUCUACUGCCGUCCCCUACAGUGUCUCGGCCUCCUUCCGGCACACAUACAGCCGAGCGACCCCCUGGUGGCGUUCGAUCUGCUGGCCACCAAGGGUGCGAUCACGCUGCUUCCUCGCGAACGCGACAUUAAUUCAGACAUCUUGUUCGGCAGCGAACACGGCUCGCAGGGACUUGAGCUUGGCUUCCAAGAGUCGCAGACAAAGCGAUUCAAAGCGGCUUCUGUCGGCCAUCUGGAAUCGCGCGCGACCGCAAGGCGGCGACUGUCGCGUGCUCUCCUCGAGAGUUUCCCGGCCACCUCGCCGGCAAGCCCGAGCGACGGCGUCCAGGUGUACGUACACCUCAAAGGCCAGAGACUCCUCCACGCUCUGCUUCAGGUGUACGUACAUCGGGGAGAGGCGGCUGCUCUCCAGCGCGUCCUCCUGGCGCCUGCGGCAGCCGGCAAGAGGCGCCUCGGGAAAACGAUGCCACUCCACGUUUUCCCUGACCGUCCUCACGCAGAGGCGUGGGCGUUCAGUGACGCCUUUGUUCUCCUCGUCACCAACUGGGCUCUGUCGAAGCUCGACGCGAUUCUCGAGCUCGCCCCCGGCUCUCGUGAUACUUCCUCUUCCUUCUCUUCUUUCUCUUCUUCUUCUUCUUCUUUUUCUUCUUCGUGCGCCUUCCCCGUUGUCAGCGACUUGCUCGACAUGGCGUUGAGAGCCGUGGACCUCGCAGAGUCUCUGCGGAGGAACAAGUGCCAAGGAAGUUUCGAGGCCUCAGCGGAGCGCCUCGCCGCCCAUCUGGCCUCGCAGGCGCGCGCCGCAGUUCUUGCCGCCUCUCCAGAAAAGCCUUCAGCACCCGCAUGCGCCAGCUGGCGAGUCAACAGGGACAUCGCCGCGUGGUCUUGGUGGCGACUCGUGAAUCCCAAGCAGCUGCGUUUGCUCCGAGGCUUGGAAGCGGUUUUGAGUGCGUGUCUCAUUCGUCUGACGAACAUGGUCUCGGAUUCGUCUCCCCUUCUAUCCUCGACGCUGGCAUGUCCCUCAUGGCCUCGCACGACUUUCGAUGACGGAUGUCCUGUCACUUCGCCUUCCUCUUCUUCCUUUGCUACCCCUCUCCCUUCACCGGUACGGUCUCCUUCCUGUUCGUCUUCCUCGCCUCUUCUCUCUUCUUCUUCGGCUGCUGUCGAAAGUUCCUCUUCACCUGGCGCUCCGACAGCCGCGCCCGAGAGAGAAGCUUCCCGUGACUUGCCUUCUUCGUCUCGCUUCGAAUCCGCGCGCGGCGAGCGACUUCCUGGGGUCGCACAACGUCUGUCAGGAGAAGCAGCUGCAGACGGCGUGGUUGGCUUGCCUCCGUUGGCUGCGUUUCUUCGCAGCACCCUCUCCAGUCUCGCCCUGCUGCAUGCAGUCUUUUGGUGGAGUCGCCAGAGUCGCUGCUCCGCACGCAUGCCUGGGACGGAGACACUGCGAGACAAUUUCGGAGACACUUCGCGAGAUACUUCACCUGUCUCGCUCAGGGCUUCUCGCUCUUCUCACGCCGCGCCGUCAGUUCGCGUCCCCGCAGAAAAGCGUCUCCACUUAAAGCAAGCUGCAUGCACUCGCAGAGGUCGGAAAACAGACCGGAGAGGAGACGACGCAAGAGACAGAAGAGGAGGCCGAAGCGACGGAGGGAACUCGAAUGCAUGGGAGCACCAAACGAACGAGGCUGGCGCGUGCGUCGAUCUCAAGGAGCCUGCUGAAGCUGAGAAGACACGAAGGCAGGAGAAAGAAGGCGCAAGUAUUUCUUCUUCGACGAAGGAUGCGCGCCUCGUGCGCCACCUGGUUGGACUCUCGCACUGUUUCGCGUUCCUCAGUGGAGAGCAAAAGCCGAAAGGAAAGAUGAGAGAGGCUCUGCUCUCCGUCCCUGCUUUUCUGCAGCCUCUCGGUUUGCUCGCAUGGCCGUGUGACAUGCGAGACGCGAGCGAAAGAGACAGGAAGCAGAGCCAAGAAAGCGUCCGAGGGAGAGACCACGGCGAACGGCGCCGUGGAGGAAGCAGUCCUCGCGAAAGAAACCUCACGCCGGCGAAGCGAGAGCGGCGCGAAAUCCCGACAAGAAAUAGAGGAGACAAGACAUGCGGAUCUCUUUUCGCGGCGCUUGCACGCAGCAAGGCAGCCGAGAUAGAAGCGAAUCCUCUCUUUGCUGUUCUCUCUGGACUUCAGGACGAGGCAGGCAAGCCGGAGCUCUCUGAGACGCAUGUCUCCGGAGAUGCAGGGAAAACGCCUCUCGCGUCCGCCGCCUUCGAACCAAGAACUGCAGACGCAUUCACAGGUCUCCAGCUCGUCGACCUGUUGACAGAGGUCGCGUUUCCGCGCAAGGCCCGAGAGGCAAGCGCAUGCAGGGAAGAGCGAGCAGAAACAAUUGGCCUCUUGAGUGACGCCCAGAAACUCUUCUUCCCCGCGGCGCUGGAACUGCUCCGAGCUCUUCCCCGGGGCGGCGUUUUGGGAGGCAGACUGCAAGGAGAGAAGAAGCGAGAGGGAAGUGAAGAGAGCAAACAGAGAGAAGAAGAUCCAGAGGGGACCGAGGGAGAAAAAACUGAGAAGACAGAAGCGGCAGGCUUCUUCGAGAUUCUCGCUCUCCUUUGUAAUUCGCUUCUCUACUUUCAGCAAGCGAUCAACCUUUAUUCUUGGGUCUGCAGUCGCGUAGCGCGUCGUUCUGGGGCUUCGGACUUCUCGUCUUUCCCUUCCUCCUCCCCUCCCUUCGUUCACACGAUCCUCGCCUACCUUCUCCUUCUCUCCAACGAGGUCUCCAGAGUAGCUCUGGCGACGUCUUACAUCCCCCUUCGCUCUCUCCUCUCUUCUUCCCCUUCUUCUCUGUCUUCUUCCCCUUCCUCUCUGUCUUCUUCCCCUUCCUCUCUGUCUUCUUCCUCACCUUGUCCCUCUUCUUCGCUGUCUUGUUCUUCUCGGUCUUCUUCGCCUCCUUCUUCGAAGCCGGGCGCGUCUUCUUCCCUUCUUUCUGCUUCUUUGUCGUCUGUUUCUUCUUCUUCGGUUGGUUCUGGAGAAAGGCGGCUGCGACGCAACCGCGAUCUGCGGGGUCUGGCUGCGAAGGCGACACUCUUGGGCGAGAAGGCGAGGCUGUCUGUGUGGAGAACAGCCGAGAGAGCAGUGAAAGCGCUUCUCUCAGGGCUUCAGCUUCAGCAAGCUGUCAGGUGUAGCGUCGCGGUCGACGCCUUGAGCGCGUUGUCUCUCCUUCCGGAUAUCCCUGGAGAACAGCUCAGAGGGCGACGUGGAACAAGGUUGAAAGCGCAGACAGAAGAGGACGGAGAGAAAGAAGAGAGACAAGAAAAGAGAGAGGACGAGAACUCCCUUCUGCAUCUGAGGAGCGCAGUGGCGCUCGACCUUCUUCUCUCGCGACUGGAGAUCGAGAUGCAGACUGAUUUCUGCAAACGCGAAGACAUGUUUUCUUUAUCCACAGUCGACGAAAGCGAGUCUUCUCUCUGGCGAAUGAAAAGCUUUGGAUCACUCCCCAAUCCUCUCUCUGCGCUUUCGCAGUUCGGCCUCCUGUUUCUCUCAAUGUCUCUACAUCAUGCGCCCGCCGGCGAUUCUUCUUCACCCUCUUCUCCUCCUCCUCCUCACGUUUCUUCUUGUCAGUCCUUCCUGCUAUCUGGGGAGCAGGGAGAUCCGGCGUCUAGGUCUGCAGCUUCCAGUUUGGCUGCUUCUUCGCUUGCAGCAGUGUAUCGCGCUCGCGCACUGUCUCACCUGCGAGGCCUUCUUUCGUCUUUCCUCUCGGCGGUCGAGUUGAACGCGCCGCUGUUGCCUCCACCUCACCCUCUCUCGCUCUCUGUCUCUUCGCUUUUCUCCCCUCUCGCGCUCUCCUUCCGCCGUGCGUCGGAUGCGACCUUCGCGCGUUCUCUUUUCUCGACCUCGUCCGAGCGUCUGCUCUCUGCGCAGCAGGCGACAUGGGAGAGAGCCGGAAAGAUGGCCGCAGCUGUGUCUCUUCUGCUCGCUCUUCGACUCUCCUUCUUCUCCACUGCGCGAGCCAUUCUCUCCUCAUGGGAUGUCCCUGCCUGCGGGGCCGCGUCGCUUCCUACGCAUGCGACGAAGAAGCAGAACACAGACACGAGCGGACCUGCAGAUGAAUUUCCGCGAGAAGGCGACCCCGCUGCGAAGCGACAUGGGCGGGAGCGCAGCUCCGACUUCCUGCAUGCACUCGUCCGCGGGUCGCUGUACACCGGAACAUUCGCGGCGCUUCGCCGAGUGGUGUGCGACGACCGAGGCGGCGCCUUUCGGCAGUCUGCACUGUUCUCGUCUCUUCUCGAUUUGCUGAGAAGAGCAGUCAGACACUCGCAGACCUUCGCAGCUGCAGACAACGUCCAGGCUGCGUCGCCGCCGGCGCUGGCUCUUACUCCUUCCUCGCCCUCUGGAGAGCCGAAACGCGAGGAGAAGAACAGGCUCCUUCUCACGGCGACGCGAGCUGCAGUGGAAAUUCUCCUUUCUUGCGCGGCAUACGGCAGAAGCGCGAAUGCACAAGAAGUGAAGGCUCUCUGUGUGUCUUCGGGGCAAGAGGUCUUCGAACGGGUCGCCGCAGACGCAAGCGACGAAACGUUCUUCCUGAAGGCUGCAGAGACGCUUGUCGAGAAACUCCACGCGCGGAGCUUCCCAGAGAACGAGGUCCACGCACUUCGUCGUCUCUUGAGCGCCGAGUGA